ACAAAGGAAACAAAAACAUCCGAAUUGGUGUCCGGUCCACUUUCACUUCGACCCACUGCCUGGCGUACUGCGUAUAACCUAUGCCGAUUAUGUUCUUCCUUCAGAGCUAUUCAGAAAUCAAAGCUACAUAAAACAUCUCAUCCCUUGGUAUGAACAAACAUAUUCUUCGGGCACAAGAUAACGAAACAGACGGCGCAAAUUUACUUCUGGACAUGAAAUUAACCCCAUAGAGCGGUACGAUACUCUCUCAGCAUCGUAGGAAAUCCAUUGACUGGGAACCGAGGGGAAUACCACUCCACCAGUUAAGGAAAGGGAAGCCAAGUGGAUAUACUGAGGCUGAGAGACAAUGUUUUCAUGUGUGAGUUUGUUUCAUAGCCACACCGUGAUCCAAAAUGCAGUGAGGGUACAUUCCUAGCACGUCAGUGAUAUCGGUCGGCUAAUGUACAAAACCAAGAGGAGAGUCAGGAACAACCCACACCGGCCUCAACAUGGCCACGGCUCAGAAAUGCGUCAUCAGUCAGUGCUGCUGUGGAUGCAGCCUCAGGAGGGCGGCGCUCCUCAUCGCCGCCGCUUUCGUGCUCGUGGACAUCGCCUUCUGGGCGUACAACGUUGGGGAGCUUGUGAAGGCGCGCCUGGACUGGCUCCUGUGGACAGUCUUCGGCCUCGAGACAGCCAACCUCAUAAUGGACUGCGUGCUGCUGGUGGGCGUCCUCAAGGAAAACUACAGAGCAAUAAUGGCAUGGGUGUGGGUGUCAGUCGUCCAGGUAGUGCUGACAGUCAUCGCAUCCAUAGUGUCCGCCUUCUUCGUCAGCCCCGCCCCCGUGUCCGCCGCUGUCGUCAUCGCCGGUGUCCUCUUUGCUCUCGCCUACAGCAGCGCCGUCGUCGUCGUCCGCUCCUUCGGGUUGACGCUACGUUCCUCCGAAGAGAGCACCGCGUGAUGCCUAGCGAUGGCGUGAUGGAGCAUUAAUCUCUGUUCGUCGUCUGUUCGUCGUCAUCGUGGUGACAAGCAGACCCACGCCCUAAUAAUGAAGAGGGCACUGCCUUUGCUUGGUGAAGGAAGCACACCAGUUAUCAUCAAAAGCAAAGAGAAACGGUUCAUAUUAUACCAUGGCUAGCUGUGAUCAUUUUCCAAAGAUGAAGCACGCAUAAUAUAGGUAUCUAAGGAACGGAAGUCCAAAGCACUGCAGUAGUUAUGAUAUAUUUCACUGAUGACUGUUUCCCAUUCGUGGCAGAAAAUGUCAUAAUGUGUAAUAAAUAUAUAUAUAUUUUUUA
Penaeus chinensis is the source of this 1272-nucleotide messenger RNA. RefSeq lists its product as uncharacterized. The record is from RefSeq and is a predicted model, not a curated record. The coding region runs from base 489 to 938 and encodes 149 amino acids. The transcript is spliced from 6 exons. NCBI's taxonomy places the organism in Eukaryota, Metazoa, Arthropoda, Malacostraca, Decapoda, Penaeidae.